Planococcus citri (citrus mealybug) is the source of this 2859-nucleotide messenger RNA. RefSeq lists its product as uncharacterized. The record is from RefSeq and is a predicted model, not a curated record. The transcript has 2 exons. NCBI's taxonomy places the organism in Eukaryota, Metazoa, Arthropoda, Insecta, Hemiptera, Pseudococcidae. Bases 259 to 2745 code for a protein of 828 amino acids.
UUCUGAAUUACUUUGAAAUCACUUCAAUGAUACCUAAGUAGGUACAUUGAGUUGUGAGUUACGUGAAUGAGAGAUUUUCAAAUCAUCAUUUUAAUUAAUUCCCUUGGUCCACUAUCUUCCGAUUAAAAAAAUGAAACGAUUUUUCUCGUUAUAAAUAGUUGUAGAUAGAUAAUGUUAUUUCAGUUGGUAGUUGGAAUAAAACAACAUGGAUGCCAUUUCUAGUCAAAUUUAUAUAUUUUCAUUUCUCGCUUACAUAAAAUGAAAAAUGUAUUUUCUUUUUUUCUUACAUUUAGUAUUUUUCAAAGACAUUAUGCAUUUCAUAAAGAAUCGUAUUAUGGCGAUCCUUACUCAAUGGAAUAUGUGGGAAAAUUUUCCACCGUAAAUUUGACCAAAGAAGAUAUAUUAUUCGCAGACUAUAUUGUCGAUAUGUUAAGAAAUACAAACUAUUCCACAAUAGAUUUUGAUGCACCCAUGACAUUACCUUCAAGGUUCCGACAUCUAUACGAAACUGGGGUGGAAACAGAAUCCACCAGAAGGUAUGCAACUAUUUCAACAAAAAGUCCCACGAAAGAGAAAAUGUGGGAUCUUCCGCAAAAUGAUAAUCUCCCUGAUACCAAUGAUCUGUAUCCAAUGCCAAACAGUAUUUCGCCUAUAUUCCCAGUAGCAGAUACUAAAAGCUCCAGACUAAUGAAAAAAUCUACCUGUAGUAUUUUAUUAGAUAAACAUGAAAGUAAAUGUCACGAGAGAAUACAAACAAAAAAUGUUGUAUCAUUAUACACGAAAAUGAGUGAAAAUGGGUGGAAAAAUUCGGCAGAAAUAAUGACCCGGAGUAUUGAUAAUAGAAAAAACGAAAAUUUAGCCACUGAAAGAUUUACCACGUAUCAAACAACAGAAAAAUCAAUAAAUAAUACUUUCGAUUUCACCACAACUCGAAAAAGAAGAUCCAUUCCGUACCCAUUGAAUUCAGAUUCUGGACCAUGGCUCACCAGCAAAGAACAAGAACAAAUGUGGGCACUAAGAGGUACAUCCUUAUUAGAUUCUGAAAAAUACGACUAUCCUUUUCCAUAUGAUUUUGAUAAAUGGCCAGGAUGUACAACCAAAGAUUUAAGCGAUCCAAAAAAUACAAUUCAAAUUUACGAAUAUGAAAAUGGUCACGUCAGAGUUGAAGGAAUUUCAAAACCUGGUUGGAACGAAUUUCCGUGGAAGCCGACUGAAUUUACAACUAGGUAUCCUGCAUAUCUACGAUUAAAUAAGUAUUUAACUUUUUUGACCAGACCAUGGUAUGGGUACUAUUCAACAUUGAGUCCAACAAUGUCGAUUAAUUGGAAUAAAAAAACAACUCGAGCGUGGAGUAGGUAUACUUUUGCAAAUAUUUCACGGAAAUCGAAGUACGAUAUAGAAAAAUUGAAAACGUCUCAAAAAUGGAUAGUAGACCUUGGGUCACCUGAUUGGAACAGAACAAUAUUUCCUCCUUCCUCAGUAAAUACAUGGAAAAGAACAUGGUGGGGUGGAGACUGGUAUUUAACAACGGGUAGGCUUUCAAAACUGAAAGCUAAUUCUAGUUAUUUUCGUAAAGCGAAUGCAAGUUCGUCAAAACCAACUCUACAUCCUACAACAUCGCAUGCCUACAUUUCAACUCAAUUGUCUUCUGAUGCUUCAAUGCAACAUGAAAACAAGGAAAGCACAAUUUUACGCCCUCGUAAACCAAUUUCCAGUAAAUCAACCCCCGGUUUUGGAUUUUUAUCCAUAUCACCGACAUGGUACACGUACGUAAAAGAAUUAUCUACCGCAUUUCCUUAUUCUAAUGCCUCAUGGAUAUCUGAAUGGAGCAGAGUGUGGCACGCGGCAGUUUCUAACGCAGCCUCAAAAUCACAAUGGGCACGCACGUGGAAAAACGAAAUUUCUAUCCCCUUAUAUACGUACGCAAAAACAACAUGGUCGCCGCAAUGGUUUCCCAAAGAAUGGUUUAACCAGCGGGAAAAUACCACUACAUCGGUUUGGAGGAGAACUUUUCAUAUGCAAUCAAAUCAGUCACAGUCACCGCUUCGGAGAGGAGGAAAUUUCAAUCAGCGGAAUGUGGAAAACCCCCAAGACUGGAGAACUACAUUUAAACAGAAUAUAGGUGGAUGGUCGCUCCCAGCAUUGACUAAAGCAUGGGCAAACCAAUGGAGCGGGGGGCAAUUGGCUGGACAAGGUAAAAAUCUAUACACCCAACACCCUUAUUAUCAGCAGCCUUAUUCGAAUCAGUGGGAAUCAGGGAGGUGGCCAUCUUCAGGGAGUGGAACAUUUUCCACAAAAUCACGGAGUCCUUGGUCACAACAGUAUGGAGGAGUACCUACCUGGACUGACGGAUGGAAAACUCAAUGGAAUAGGCGGCAGUGGAGUCAAACUCCUUAUACAAAACCAUAUCAAUAUCAACAGUAUUCAAAGCAAUGGAAAGGAGGGCAGUUAACACAAUGGAAUAGGGAAAAUUCACAUCUAUGGAACAAAAAUUGGCCAACAAAACCAUACCAGGAAUAUUCAAAUCAAUGGAAACACGACGUGGCGCUCUCACGGAGUAGGACAUGGUAUACAACGAAGUUACAACAAUCGUACUUGAAUCAGAGAAGACAAAAUGUAAACCAAUGGAAUGCAGGGAAUACCUGGGCGAAACAAUAUACAGGUGGAUGGUCACAAGCACAAGCAUGGACAAGAACAAACGGGCCGUCACUCACAUGGAACAGAAACUUGUACACAAAUUCAUAAGAGAUCACAAUAACCACGAAUGAUGACAUGUGUUUUAAUUUUAUGCAUAUUUUGUCGUUUUCAUUCAUAAUCACUCAUAAAUAUACGUUUCCAGUUCUGCAAAUUUCUCACUUG